GUGCCUGUUAAGACUAUAAAAGUCACAGGACCCGGCUCAGCUCCUCACACUUCCAUUUGGCUCUCCUAGCUGCCUGACUGCUGAACGGCCAGGACACCAAAAUGAGUGCCAAAAAGUCUCCGGAAGAACUGAAGAGCAUUUUCGAAAAAUAUGCAGCCAAAGAAGGUGAUCCAAACCAACUGUCCAAGGAGGAGCUGAAGCUAUUGAUUCAGACGGAAUUCCCCAGUUUACUGAAGGGUCCAAGCACCCUUGAUGAGCUUUUUGAAGAACUAGACAAGAAUGGAGAUGGAGAAGUUAGUUUCGAAGAAUUCCAGGUGUUGGUGAAAAAGAUAUCCCAGUGAAGGAAAGAAUAAAAUAUCAUUCUCAGUACCAGAAGAAUGCCUGGGAUAUGGUCCUACUCUGUACAAAACCACCAAUGUUGCCACUUAAUUCUUUACAAUUGUAAUGAUCCAACACUAAGGUCUAAUUACUAAAUAAAGAAAUCCUCAAACAUG
This is a messenger RNA of Odocoileus virginianus texanus, 494 nucleotides long. It is a transcript of the gene S100G, whose product is annotated as S100 calcium binding protein G. Gene Ontology annotation, molecular function: transition metal ion binding; calcium ion binding; calcium-dependent protein binding. The record is from RefSeq and is a predicted model, not a curated record. Lineage: Eukaryota; Metazoa; Chordata; Mammalia; Artiodactyla; Cervidae. Gene Ontology annotation, cellular component: cytoplasm.